Molecule: messenger RNA, 9310 nt
Organism: Acomys russatus (golden spiny mouse)
Lineage: Eukaryota; Metazoa; Chordata; Mammalia; Rodentia; Muridae
Gene: Pcnt
Product: pericentrin
Biological process (GO): signal transduction
Molecular function (GO): molecular adaptor activity
Source: RefSeq, a predicted model, not a curated record
GGGUGGGUGAGGGAGGGAGUGUAAAUAGAGCGAAGGCAGUUUCGCGGCUGUCCUGCCACCUCCGUGCGGUCCUCGAGGAGCCCCAGAAAGAGAUGGAAGAAGACGAGCAGGAGCAGCGGCGCAGGAAGGUGGAGGCUGGGAGAGCCAAGCUUGCUAACUUCCGACAGAGAAAAACAAAAGGUGACUGUCCGAAUCCGAAGAAAAAGACGGCGAAGAGGAAGGGUUCGGCUGUCCAUGCGUCUGUCCAGGAGGAGAGUUCGGUAGCUACUCAAAACAGUGAGCUCCCUCAAGGAGGGGCCGGUUUUGAAAGCAAGUCGUGCAGCAACAGCCUGGAGGGGGCCGGCGGGGCGUCUGCAGCUCAGGAACGACAAGCCUGUGAACUGGAUGAGACUGGCCUGCAGGCACAGCAGCAGCUGCAGCCACAAGCACAGCCACCCCAGACAGCUCACAGCCUUGAGCUAGAAGCACUGCGCCUGAGCCUGAGCAACAUGCAUACGGCGCAGCUAGAGCUGACUCAGGCCAACCUGCAGAAGGAGAAGGAGACAGCAUUGACGGAGCUGCGGGAAAUGCUUAAUGGCCGGCGGGCGCAGGAGCUGGCGCUGCUGCAGAGCAGGCAGCAGUGCGACCUGGAGCUGAUGCGGGAGCAGCACGCCCGGGAGAAGGAAGCAGUGGUCCUCCGCUGUGGUCAAGAAACAGCUGAGCUGAAGGAGAAGUUACGUUUAGAAAUGGAGAAAAAUGUCCAGAUGAUAGAGACUCUGAAGCAAGAUUGGGAGUCUGAAAGAGAGCUGUGUUUGGAAAACCUCCGCAAAGAAUUGUCUGCAAAGCACCAGUCGGAAAUGGAGGCUUUGCAAAUCCAGUUUCAGAAAGAAUUAUUGGAGCAGAAGGCUGAGUUGGAGAAGAUCUUCCAAGCCAAACAGGAGGCUGAAGCUUCCCUGAAGAGCCUGGAGACCCAGCACCAGGCAGCCGUCACGAAGUUACAAGAGGACCUGCAGGCGCAGCACUGCCAGUAUUUACAAGACUUAGAGUUGAAGUUCAGAGAGAAGGAAAAAGAAAAAGAGCUGGAGCUAGAGACUCUGCAGGCGUCAUAUGAAGACCUAAAGGCUCAGUCCCAAGAAGAAAUCAGAAGCCUGUGGUCCCAGCUUGAGUCUAUGAAAACCAGCAGAGCGGAACUGAAUGGAUCAUGGGAACCACUCUUGGCCCACGAGUCUCACCUGGAGGAGCUGGAGCACCUGCGCUCUGACUUUGCUCAGCAGCAGCAGCAAGAGAGAGCCCAGCACAAGUCCGAGCUGGAGCACCUGCGGGUGUAUUUUGAGAAGAGAUUGAAAGAUGCGGAGAAGACAUACCAAGAAGACCUGACCUUGUUCCAGCAACGGCUGCAGGAGGCGAGGGAGGAUUCUCUGGAGUCCGCAGAAAUCAGUUCAUCCUGCCUAUUUCCAGAGGAGGCAUCUGCCAGAGAGAGAGAGGAGCAACCUGACGGGCUUGAUCUUCAGCUUGAGCAGCCGAAGGUCAAGUGCAGUUUAAUUGAAGACCAUCAGAUCAAACUAAGUAAAGCUGAGGAGAAGAUCCAGGUAAUGAAACAAGAGUUCGAACAAAAGGAAGCAGAGUGGGCGCUUUCGCACGACGGCCUAAAGAGAGAAGCUGAAGAGAGGUUAGCCUCCAUGUUUCUUGAGCUAAGAGAAAAGGCCGAGUCUGAGAAACAGUCCAUAAUCAACAGGUUUGAGCUUCGGGCGUCUGGCAUGAGGCGCCUGCAGGACCAGCAGGCUGCCCAGAUCGUAGAGCUGGAGAGAUCGCUGAUGGAGCAGCAGGGCCGCCUGAAGCAGCUGGAGCAAGGACUCUCUAGAGAUGACGUUGUGCCCUGUAGCCAGUGUGGCCGGGAGCCCCCCAUGGCCCAGGAUGAGGAGCAUGGCAUGUUCCUCCGGGAGAAGGAAGACUGUGCCCUCCAGCUGCUGAUGGCCCAGAACAGGUUUUUGGAAGAGCGGAAAGCGAUCAUGGAGAAGUUUGCCGAGGAGCAGGAUGCCUUUCUCCGAGACGCCCAGGAAAAGCACACCAGUGAGCUCCGCCUCCUGCAGCAGGGGCACCAGCAGCAGCUCCUGGCUCUGAGGAUGGAGCUGGAGACCGAGCACCACUCUGAGCUCGCCCAACAGCUCGCCUCCCUGGAGAGCAGGCAGCAGCUGCUGCUCGAGACGCACGUGGCCGACCUGCAGCGAAGACACAACGCCGAAAUGAGUGCUUUGGAAAAGAGACACCUGUCAAAUCUGGACGCGCUGGAAUCCUGUUACCUGUCCGACGUUCAGACUAUUCGGGAUGAACACAGGAGGGCUUUGGAGCUCUUACGAGCCGAGCUCGAGGAACAGCUACAGAAAAAGGACUCAUCUCACCAAGAGAUUUUGACACUCGAGUUGGAAAAACUUAAGCUGAGACACGCCGAGGAGCUUCAGUCUGUAAAAGAUAGCCUAAGAAUCCAAGCGAGUGCCAAACACACAGAGAAAGCAAAGAGCCAGGCGACUGACUCGCAAGGUGCACACCAGGAGGAACUGGCCAUGGCUCUGCACAGUCCAAGGCACCUUCCUGAGGAGGAUGGAAAUGCAACGCUGGGUGGUGUGGGUGCCGAGGGCCUCCUGCACCGAGCUGUGCCUCAGGAGCUGGGAGACCCACACAGUGCUGAAAUGCAGAAGCCACAAGCAGAGAUGGCCAAACCUCAGGAGCUGCAGGCAUCGCAGGACCAGGCAGCACAGCUGAAAGGCCAGGUCUUGUCCUUGAGUCGGGAAGUCGAAGAUUGCCGAGCGGAGCUGGAGCGGCUGCAGCAGAGGAGGGAGCGAGAGAACCAGGAGGGUGCUACACUCAUCUGCAUGCUCAGGGCUGACGCGGAGCAGGCUCAGAGCGAAGGGAAAGUACUCCGAGAUGCUCUGAGAAGACUGCUUGAUUUGUUUGGAGAAACACUGAAGGCAGCUGUGACCCUAAAGAGCCGAAUCAGUGAGCGUGUGGGCUUCCUCCUGGACCAUGUGGAUGCUACAGAUACGAGCGAUGCCCAGUUAGCAGCUGCAGCCCUUGGCGAUAUGUGGUCUGACGAGGGUCUCCUAGAGGUAGACAGAACUUUACCUGAAGGGGCAGAGACAUCGUCAGUGUCUGAAAUUAGCAGUCAUGUAUGUGAAAGCUUUUUCCUGAGCCCUGCAAAUGCCCUGGAAUGCGAGCAGCCGAUUAGGACAGUCUACCAGAGUCUCAGCACGGCUGUGGAUGGCCUCCUGGAGAUGGCGUUGGACUCUUCUAAACAGCUGGAGGAAGCACGCCGGCUCCACUGUUGUAUUGAGAAAGAGUUCCGUCAUCAGAAUGAGGGGAUGGCGCAGGCGAUGCAGAAGCAGCAGGAGCUGCUGGAACGCCUGAAGGAGGAGAGUGCGGCCAAGGAUGGGCUGGUACUGGAGUUGCACACGGCAGAGGGUCUCCUGGAAGGCUUCAAGGUGGAGAAAGCCGAUCUGCAGGAGGCACUGGGCAGAAAGGAGGAGUCGGAACAGCAGCUGAUCCUGGAGCUGGAGAGCCUGCGGGAGCAGCUGCAGCAAGCAGCCCGGGAGCUGGCUACUCUGAAGGAGGAAAAUUCGCUCUUGUGGAACCAGAAGGAAACUUUGACUAAUGAAGGAAAAGAAAGAGAAGCUGCACUGCAGAAGGAAGUGGAAGCUCUUACCAGAGACCAGUGGGAGGCCAGGAAGCAGUCUGAGAAGGACCGCGCCACCAUGCUCUCCCAGAUGCGAGUCUUGGAGUCGGAGUUGGAGGACCAACUUGUGCAGCACCGGGGCUGUGCCCAGUGGGCCGAGGAAGUGGCCACCCUGAAGCAGCAGCUGGCUGCCCUAGACAAGCAUUUACGUAGCCAGCGGCAGUUCAUGGACGAGCAGGCUGCUGAGCGCGAGCAUGAGCGUGAAGAGUUCCAGCAGGAGAUCCAGCGGCUGGAGGGGCAGCUCCGCCAGGCAGCCCGGCCACGGCCUCCCGGGCCCCGCGACAGCCAGAGUGCACAGCUAGAUGAGGAGGUGGAAUUAUUACAAGAAAAACUGAGAGAAAAAUUAGAUGGGUUUAAUGAAUUAAUCAUAAAGAAAGAUCUUGCAGAUCAACAAUUGUUAAUCCAAGAAGAAGAAAUUAAACGUCUUGAGGAGGCCAAUAUCAACAUACAAAGGCAAAUGGCCGAGCUCCAGGAAGAGCUGGAAAGGCAGAAAAAAAACAUGGAAGAACUCAGAGAUAAAGAGGCCCUGAAGCAAGAACACACAAGCGACUCGCUGCUGACACCUGUGUCACAGGUCAGGCUGGGUGAGGCUGGGCUGCCUGUGCUUUCUCGGGGCAGCUCUUCUGGGGGUCUUGAAGCCCAACCAGAGGUAACAGGGAGGACACACCUGGAGCAUGAGAAUGAGGUUGUUCACAGUAGAAACUCAGAAAUAGACGAGCUCAAAGCCAUCAUUGAAAAUCUGCGGGAGAACCAGGAACAGUUGCAGAGGGACAAAGCGGAGGAGAUCGAGCAGCUCCAGGAAGUCAUCGAGAAGCUGCAGAGUGAGCUGAGCCUCAUGGGGCCCACGGUACAUGAGCUCAGUGACCCCCAGGCUGGCAGUCUGCACAGCGAGCUGUCCUGCCUCCAGGCAGAGGGCCUGGGUAGACAGGCGCUGCGGAAUGAGCUGGAAGCUGCGCAGGCAGCCAAGGAGGUCUUUGGGCAGCUUCUGGCUGACCAGGCCCAGGAGCACAGCCAAGCGCUGGAAGCAUUGCGGCGGCGUCUACAGGAUGCGGAGGAUGCUGCUGCAAGGCACCUGACUGAACUAGAACGCUGUGUGGCCCUCAAAGAGGCCGAGGCCGAAGGCAUGGCCUCCCGGAUCCAAGACUUUGAAGCUAUCCUGAAGGCCAAGGAAGCAAUCAUUGUGCAGAGAGACUUGGAGAUCGACACCAUGAACAAGUGGAAAGUAAGCCAUUCCCUUGAGCUGGAGGCCAUCCUUCUGGCUCUGGCACACUUCCGGCACACUCUGGAACAGCAGACCUUUGCCACCCCAGGGGAGCCUUCCGAGCUCCGGCAGCUGCGGAUGCAGUGCGCUCGCCUCAGCCACCAGCUGCAGGUGCUGUCCCGGCGUUUCCUCAGGUGCCAGGUGGAGCUGGACAAGCAGCAGGCUCCUGGAGCGUCUGCUGGCUGUGCCGAUGCACAGGCUAAACAUGAUGAUCAACUGGAUCAGGACAGUGUCAGCAGGGGGCUAGCCUUGGCUCCUCACAGCUCAGCCCCGCAGGCUAAGGAAAAGCAACUGGAAGACUGUCAGCUGGGCAACGCCAAUCUCAUAGUCCAGGUGAAACAACUCCAGGAAAAACUGGACCACUUGGUGCAUUCCAUGGCCUUCCGGGACACCAGCAUGGAAAAUCCCAGAUUACAGCAGCCAAACCUGUCAGAAAAUGGCUCAAGUAAUAACUGUCCUAAUGGUGAAGAAAGUAAGGCAUUGCCCCCUGAUGAUGUAUUUAAUAUUGACAAAACCACAUGGGAUGUAAUUGACGUUACUAAAGAUCAGGAUCUGUUGCUCCAAAUUGAAAUGCCAGAUUUUGCCAGCCAGGACAAGCUAACAUCACAAGGUGGACCUCUUUCCUCACAAACCAGUGUGCACAAUGACCCCCUGUGCACUGAGGAGGCUGAGCCUCAGAAGGACCCAGUGAGGGCCCUGGACCUGUCUUCCUGGAGUUCCCCCGAGGUCCUCCGGAAGGACUCAAGCCUCGAGCCUCAGCACAGCCUCCCCCUGACACCCGGCACUGGCACCGUGAGCCUGCACAGCGUGGACACCUCCUCACUCGGCUGGACAGAACCACUGCUGCGGGCCGAUGGGUCAGGGAUGCUUUGUUACCCGGGCAAGUCAGCACCAGGACAGGCCCCGCUGUGGGCAGUGGCUCCUUCGGUUGAGAUCCACCAUGUGGAGAGGACAGCUACGGAGAAGGACGUUGAAGACUUCAUCGUAACAUCUUUUGAUUCUCAAGAAUCAUUAACAUCCCCUUCUCAUGAGUUAGCAAGAAGGAGUGAUGGGAGUGGCAAAAGUGGUAGCCCUGGCAUUGCUACAGUGAUGACCAUAGACUCAGGAGGACCCGAGACUCCCACCACUGGCCUUGCAGCUGCUGCUACUGUUCCUUUGUCUAGAAGGUCUGUCCAGUCCCCAGGAGCCAUGAAGGAGAAGGAAGCCCAUGCAAAGCACAUGAAGGCGUUGCUGCAGAUGGUAUUUGAUGAGAGCCAUCAGAUACUGGCCUUGUCAGAGAGCCAAGAUCUGCCUAGUGCACUGAGCAAGGGUGAACCACGUGAUCCCCUGGAUGGCUUCCCAAGGGACAAGCAGGCUCUUUUGGAGGUGACACCUGACAGAGGAGAGAAGGAACCUUUGGGAACACACCUUACAUGGAGUGAGGAGUUUUUGCGGGCCAUACAAGAAGUGUUUGCCAGGGAGCAGGAGAAUGCCGAGCUGUCCCCGAGACCCUAUGGCUCCGACCUUGGAGGGCGUAGCUCCCUGUUCAAGAGUCUGGAGACGGUACUUCAUGAGCAGGGAGACCUGCAGAAGGUCCAGGAACACCUUUGCCUGCCAGACAGGAGCAGCCUGCUGUCUGAGAUCCAGGCUCUGCGUGCUCAGCUCCGCAUGACACACCUCCAGAACCAGGAGAAGCUGCAGCAGCUGUGUGCGGCGCUGACGAGCACAGAGGCCCGAGGAAGCCAGCGGGAGCACCAGCUGCGAAGACAAGUUGAACUGUUGGCGUACAAAGUCGAACAGGAGAAGUGCAUAGCGAAUGACUUACAGAAAACCCUGAGCAAAGAGCAAGAGAAGGCGAGCGAUGUCCGGAAGCGCCUCAUGGUGGAGCAGGGUGCGGUGCAGGACCUGAAGUCAGAGCUGCACGCCUGUAAGCAGGAGAACACGAGGCUGCUGGAGUCACUGGACAAGGUGCAGCAGGAAGUCCUGCGGCUCAGGUAUGUGUCGCGGCUGUUGGUGGAGGCCACAAGCUGGCUCUUCAUCUGCUUCACUGGCAGAGCCAUGCUGGACGGGAAGGAGAGCGAGCUGAAGGCUGUGCUUGAGGAACUGGAGUGUGAGCGCGGGAAGGAGCAAGCCCUCCAGGCCCAGCAGGAGGAGCAGCGGCUGCAGCACCUGCAGCGGGAGGGCCAGAGCUCCAGGGCCUUGGAGGAAUUGAAAAUAUCUUUGGAGAAGCAGCGUGUUCAGAAUAAUCAGCUGUGCGUUGCUUUAAAGCACGAGCGUGCGGCCAAGGACAACCUGCAGAAGGAGCUGCAGAUUGAGGCCUCGCGCUGUGAAGCCUUACUGGGGCAGGAGAAGGGCCAACGCUCCGAGCUGCAGAAGAGCCUGGAGGCCGAGAAGAGCCGCUCCCAGGAGCUUUCCGAGGCCCUGCAGCACGAGCGGCUGCUCACGGAGCAGCUGAGCCGCACCGAGGCCUGUGCCCGCCAGGAGGCCCAGGUGCACCACGGCUUGCUGCGGAAGCUGAAAGCAGAGAAGGCUCGGGUGCUGGAACUGGAGAGCAUGCUUGAAAAGGUGCAGAGGCAGGCUGUGCACACGCGCCAGCAGCUGGAGGCUCAGGCUCAGGAGCGCUGUGUGGAGCUCAGGAAGGAGAAGGAGCGAGAAUUAGAAUUACAGCACCAGCGUGACGAGCAUAAAAUUGAGCAGCUUCAGCAAAUGGUGAGAGAGCGGAGGUGGAAAGAGGGGGUGCCUGGAGGGAGCGGCCCUGGCCGGGGCUCCCCGCACCUGGGUUCUCUGGAGCUGGAGCAUUUCCAGGAACAGCAGCAGGAACUGGAGAAGAAGCGGCAGCAGCUCCUGUAUGCAGCCGGGCUCCUCACGAGCUUCACCAACCACACCGUGGGCAGGACAAUUAAAGAUUGGACGUCAUCAAAUGAGAAGGCGGUGUCCUCCCUCAUGCGCACUCUGGAGGAACUGAAGUCUGAACUGAGCACGCCUACCUCCUCUCAGAAAACGGCCGCAGAACUGCAAAUCCAGCUCAUGAAUGAACUGCGGAGAGUCAACGAUGCUCUGAGCACAGAGGCCCAGGAGAAAGCCGAGCUGCGCAGGACCGUCUCCCGGCUGGAGAAGACCCUGAAGCACCACACACAGAAGGGCUGCGUUCUCAGCAGGCAAAGCAAGUCUCUACGGAAGCCAGAUGGGCCAGUUUUGCAGAGUUGUCUACAACACUCAGACCCAGAGUGGCCCACACAGACUAUGAGCGGGGAAGCAAAUAUCUGCAAUAUCAAAAUGGAGAAGCUGUACCUGCACUAUCUCCGGGCGGAGAGCUUUAGAAAAGCUCUGAUUUAUCAGAAGAAGUACCUCUUACUGCUUAUUGGCGGCUUCCAGGAUUCUGAACAGGAAACGCUCUCCAUGAUCGCUCACCUGGGGGUGUUCCCUUCCAAAGCAGACAAAAGCAUCACUACAUCACGUCCUUUUACCAAGUUCCGCACUGCCGUUCGGGUAGUCAUCGCAGUAUUGAGGUUACGAUUUUUGGUUAAGAAAUGGCAAGAAGUGGAUCGGAAAGGAGUGCUGAUACAAGGCAAAAGCCUCCGCCAAGGACAUCGAAUAUCCCGCAGACAGCAUUCUCCAUCAGAAACCAGAGCGGCUCUGCCGACCCGAGACGUUUCCUCGGGCCACAUCAAGGACUCUUGGCACAGACCCCGAUCCACGGCCACCUUGCUGGGCAAGGAAAGAUCAACUUCAUCGCCAAAUUCAAGGUUAGAAAGAUCCCUGACUGCCUCUCAAGAUCUAGAACAUUCCAUUACAGAACGCAUUCAUCAUUUAGAAAUGAUCCAGCAAAGACUCGGGGGGCUACCAGCAGAUUCUACUCAGAAAUCCUGCCGCCAGAAGAUCAAACAAUGAAUAAAGUCCUUGUGGCUCUUAACCUUUGACAAAUGUAUUUGAGGAAAGAUGGGUUUCCUAAGGAAAGCUCAUGGUAUGGUCUGGGACACACUCGAGGAGUGAUGACACCAGGCCCUACGAGCCGCCGAGUGUUUCUGCUGCCGCCCACUGCUGACUGGAGGGCUUUUUCCGCUCCAUCCCUCCUAGUGAGCAGUGGUUGUGUUGUAGUCUGUGCUAUUGCUAGAGCCACCUGCCUCUUCCAUGUCAGAAGUGGAGAGUGGUUCCCAGUUGUUUAUUUUUCUUAACGUGUAAGGAUGGAAAGUUCAUUUGAAAAUGAAUACAGAGGAAGGAAAGAAUAAAUUUUAAGUACUGUUCUCUUGGGAUGACCUUGUGUUGUUCUUUUAGUCCUUUGAGUUUAUCCUUUUUGUUGGUAAAACUAAUGAAACGUAUUGAUGUUAAACUUUUUUCUCGUGGCUACAGCCAUUAUGUAACUC